UGAAUGAAGAUCCUAUGACAUCCAGACCAAAUACAUAGAAGAUCAGCUGAUUUGUGUCGAAAAUGCCAUAGUAAUUUUGUUCAACUUGAUAUAUUUAACAUGGACAACAUUUGUCCUUACAUAUCACGAAAUGACCAGCGCAGAUAUAAGCACUGUACGUGGGAGAAAUCAACAAAGAGAAACAGCAGCUGAAAACUUAAAAGCUAUGGAAGAUAUGAUGUUUAGUUUGUCUUUACUGCAUGCCCAUUGUGAGUCAUGUGUUAACAAAAAGUGUAAUAUUACACCAGAUCAACUAAGCAGCUGUGAACUGACAGACUGUGAUAAUAUGUGUGGCCACAGAUUUCACUCAUGCAAGAAGGAUGAACAUGAACUCAUUUGUUCCCAACAAAAAGUACCAUGUAUAAACCAUACUAAUGGGUGUCCAUUGGAAAUGGCAAGGUGUAAAAGAGCAUCUCAUUUAAGCGUUUGUCCUGCAAGUGUUCAGAGGUGUGUUGUUGAGUGGAAUCGUUGGCCAAUGCAUUCAAAAGAAGAAUGUUUAACAACGCCAUUGCCUCUGGAUAGCCAACAUGUAAAAUGUACUCAAUUAGAUGUGGCAUUAGCACUUAGAGAUCAGCGAAUGCUUGUUCAGUCAAUGAAAAUUCCAAGAAAAAUAAGAAAAAUCUUCCAGAAUUCACUUACACAAAAAUACCCCAGUGUUCCACUAGAGCAGAACAGAAGUUCUUCCAUUGACUCAGAUAAUACUGUAGACGAUACAUCAGGAGCUACAUCUGAUGAAGACACCCCAUGGGGGAGUCAGAAGUAUCCUCCAGGACUACAAAAAACAGUUGUUAAUCAAUUACACAAAGCCUCAAAACAAACUGCUGAUAGUGUUUCUGCAACAUUAGACUUAUUUUCCCAUCAUUUUGGUAAAGCAGGUCUAAAAAAUCUGACACAAAAGUUACAAGGGAUCACUGAAACUGAAGAAGCAAAAACAAGUAGCCAGCAAACAGCUGAAACUGACAAUGAUGAAAUUAAUCAACCAUUAGAUGUUAAUUCUAGUGAGAAAAUAUCAGAAAAGGAAUCAUGUGAUCUAUCUAAAUCAACUGAUGACUGUAAAGAAGUAUCAGUAGAAGAUGUUUAUACAAAAGAUAUCAAAUUGUAUAAUUUGUUAGGAGUUAGUCUAGAUAUAGAAUGCAUAUCAAAGUAUAUACCAAAGCCUAAGAAAAUGUAUACUUUUCUCUGUGCUCAAGAUUUUAGAAGAGAUGAGUAUCCCUGGCAUUUCAAAAAUGUUCAUAAUGAUAUCCACUGUGGGUUAAAUGGAAUGAUGGAGUUCAGAUGUCCACUAGCCUACAUGGGAUGUGAUUAUUCUUGUCAAAAGUUAUCUCCCUUAGAACCUAAGGGGAAAAUAGUACACAGUGCAUUACAGGAAAGUUUUGGGCUAGCUAUAACAAAUGCAGAUGAUCAAAUGAAAGAAGAACAAAUGGAGGAAAUUCAAUGUAAAAACUGCUCUGUUACAGAGUCAGAUAAAAGAAAACUAAGGGAAGCAACUCCAGAGAUAACCACAUCACAAAAAUAUGACUCAAAAAUAAAGAUCCUUCCAAAAUAUCAGUGCAAUAGGUUAUGUGAUAGUGCAAGUAGUUUCCCAUCUUCUGAUGGAAAAUUUUACCUAGACUGUCUUCCGUUUGAGGUGCUUCAACACAUUGUUGUGUUUUUAGAUAGUUUUAGUCUAUGCAAUCUUUCUUUAACUUCAAAAUUAUUCAGAGAUGUAUGUGCUUCACUACUGGACCAGAAAGGCAUGGUUAUACCAGUUUGGCAGGCAAGAGAGGAUGAUGUAAAACCUUCAUGGACCAUUGCAUACUGGAAAUGGUGUUUUAGCACAAGCUUUACUCCAGUGAGGAAAUGGCAAUACAAUACAGGGAAUGGUCUGUUUGAGCAUUUGAAGAUCUGUCCAUACAAUCAGGAAAAUAGCAAGAAUAUCAAAACUGAACCAUUUUGUCCUGCAUCAGAACUUCUGUCCAUACACAGUACACCAGACGAGAAAAAUACAACCAAGUCUUUACUCAAACUGAUAUCUGCUUGAAAGAGGCUGCAAAUAAACAAAUCAAAAGUCUUACAUAAAUGUGUCAUCCAUUUUCACAAAAAAUAUCUAUGCAUGUUAGAUAUGCUGUGCAGAGAUUUUAUUUAUCUAAAAAUUAAGACUUUUUAGAAAAUUUUAAGCAAAACUUUAAUCGAAUUCACCAAAGCAGAUAAAAAGAAUUUCCCAAAUGAACAAAACUUAGAAGUUGAUUGUUAUUUUUUUUUUUUUAACAUUUCAUAUUUGGUAAUUAUUUGAUAAUUUGACUAGUUUGAUUUUGCAUAAUGAUAUUUUUCACAGCUUUAGAGAAUAGAUACACAAUGUAUGAUAGAUAUGGGUAUCCUUUAUUGUAAACAACAUAUCUAGGGGAAAAAAUAGAAAAAGGAAGCUUUUGAAAAAUUAGGAAAAGAGGAGAUAAUAAUUCAAUUUAUAUAAAAAAAAUUCCCUUGUAGGAGAUAUUAUAACCUACAGUGAUAAACUAUAAACAUAUGAUAACAAUUUCUCUUUUCACAGUAAGAUUACCCUAUAUCACAUUUGUUUAAAACAAAAAUUUCGGAAACCAUUUCAUUCAUUUCAUGGGUCCAAAUUUUGUGGAUUGAGGAAAAUUUUUAUUUUCGUGGAUAUUUUAUUUUUUGGUUUUGCCAAAGUUUGCAUACUGGCCUAUAGAAAAUUUGAACUACAUUUAACAUUC
Molecule: messenger RNA, 2744 nt
Organism: Mytilus californianus (California mussel)
Lineage: Eukaryota; Metazoa; Mollusca; Bivalvia; Mytilida; Mytilidae
Product: F-box only protein 30-like
Exons: 3
Coding region: 131-2059 (642 amino acids)
Molecular function (GO): protein binding; zinc ion binding; ubiquitin protein ligase activity
Source: RefSeq, a predicted model, not a curated record